AUGACUAUUUUUGUUCUUGGAACUAUUGGAGGUUUAAUAAAUAUUGGUGUCCUCACUACUUUAAAACUAUUUCGAUCUAAUCAAUGUGCUUUUUAUCUUAUUAUGGAAUCUGUUGUCAAUACUAUUCAGUUAUUUGUACUUUUUAUUAUAUAUCUUCUACCAAUUACAAAUGAAGCUGAUCCUGCAAAUACUUCUCUUGCUUGGUGUAAAAUGAAAAAUUUCUUAACUCAAACAUUACGAUUACUUUCAUCAUCAAUGGUAUGUUUUGCUGCAUUAGAUCAAUUUUUAUCAACAAAUCCUCAACAUAUAAUUAGACAGAUGAGUUCACUUCGAUUAGCUCAUCGUUUAACAAUUGUAGCUAUUUUCCUUUGGAUUGGUCACGAUAUACCAUAUGCUAUUUUGUAUGUGAUUGUUCCACCAAGUGGUUGUAUCAUCACUAAUAUUGAUUUAAUACAUUAUUAUUCUUUCUUUUACUAUCCCAUUUUGCAUGGAUUUUUACCAAUUCUUGCCUCAUCUGCAUUCGCUCUAUUAGCAUAUCGUAAUGUUCGAAAUCUUGUUCGACGUCAAGUGGCUGUUGAACGUCGUCGACUUGAUCGACAGUUAACAGCGAUGAUUUUUAUACGCGUUAUUUUUUAUGUACUACUUUUAAUACCUUAUACUGUUUAUCGUAUUUAUUCACUUAAUGUUACAUUUACUCAAGCAAAUCUUUACCCAUAUGCUAUCAAUCAAUUGAUAUACUCAGUUAUGUCAUCAAUGACAAAUCUUAACUAUACUGUAAGUUUUUAUAUAUUUAUGGCAUCAUCAUCCCGAUAUCGCCGUCAAGUGAAAAGUUUUUUUGUGAAAAAAUGUUGGCGAACACUGAAAAAUUUAUGUAAUGCUGAACAAAAUAUAGUACAUCCUAAUGGUACAACGUCCAUUGUCGCAGACACUGAAGAUGAAUAA
This is a messenger RNA of Adineta steineri, 942 nucleotides long. Lineage: Eukaryota; Metazoa; Rotifera; Eurotatoria; Adinetida; Adinetidae. The record is from the annotation of a GenBank genome assembly.